UCUAUUUCUCAACCUGUUUUUAUUUCCUCUUGCCUUUCUGUGGGUUACUAGAACAGUUUUAGAAUUCUGUUCUUGUUGAUAGUGUUUCUGAGUAUCUCUCUUUGUAUAGGUGUCUUUGUGGUUGCUCUGAGUAAUACAGUAUACAUAUGUAACUUAUCACCAUCUACUGGUAUCAGUGUUUUAUCACUUGAGUGAAGUAUUGAAAUCUUAGUUCCAUUUAGGUCCCUUUACCCUCUUCCACUUUUUAAAUAUCACUGUUUUAUGUGUUUCCUCUAUAUGCGUUGAGCACUAUAUCAGAUAGUUUAAUGAAUUUUGAUUUAACCAUCAAAUAUUGUUUAAGAAAUUAAUGAGGAGAAAGAUAGUCUGUUAUAUUUGCUCUAUUUUUAUCCAUUCUAUUGUUCUUUCCUUUCUGAAGUUCCAAGGCUUUGUCUGCUAUUUCCUUUCUAUUGGAGAGCUUCCUAUAGCCAUUCUUUAAGGAUAGGUCUGCUGGCAACACAUUCUCUUAUUUUUCCUUCAUCUGAGGAUGUCCUUAUUUCUCCUUAAUUCCUGAAGAAUAAUUUCACCAGAUAUAAAAUUUACAGUUUGCAUUCAUUUUUUCCCAGUACUUGAAAAAUGUAACCUCCUUCUGACUCCCAUGGUUUCAGAUGAAAAUUUGCUGCUGUUCCAAUUGGUAUUCUGAGAUUUUGAUGAAUUCACUCAAGAUAAUAAUGACAUUAUGUUGAAAAACAUAGCAGAAGACCUUCGGAAUUCCUUACCUCUAGACACCAUGCUUUCCUCAGAACAUCUAGCCCUCCAAAAAAUACAGCAGCAGCCGGAACCCACAGUUCACGUUGAUGCAUUCCUUUAUGAUGAAGACUUUAUUGAUUCAUUAUGUGAGGAAGGAAAAAUGAGCAGAAACUACUGUAUGGUGUGUGGCUCACACCAGACGGCACCUUUAGGAUUUAUUUCUCACUCCUUCUCUCUCAUGGAAUUGAAGUUCAUUUAUCAGCACGUACUCCCUGAUCUGUCGGGAAAGGUCUUGGUUGACGUUGGCUCCAGGCUUGGCACAGUCCUUUAUGGGGGUUAUCUUUACAGUUCAGCAUUGCAACUAUAUGGAGUAGAAUUGAAUGGAGACUUUUGCCAGUUGCAGGAAAUGGUCAUAAAAAAAUACCAGUUCACUGACAGAGUAAAGGUGCUUCAUGCAGACAUCUGUACCCAGGGUUCCCUUCUGCAAAAUGCUGACGUGAUUAUAAUGAAUAAUGUCUUCGAAUAUUUUCUUGAUGAGGCAGAACAGGCCAGAGCCUGGGAGUAUAUCAGCCGUCAUGUAAGGAAACAAGGAUCAUUAUUAGUAACAGUACCAAGUCUUGAAGAUUCUCUCUCAGGUCUUCAGGUUAAUAUACAGUUAUCUCCCUGGGUUGAAGAGGUACCACUGAACUAUGAUGUAUACUCGGAAAAGGAUAUUGACAGGGAAGCUCUUGAACAAAUACAUUUAUAUAAGAUUCUCUAGCACUAAAAUAGUCCUACCUCAGUGUAAUGUUUUGUUGAGUAUAUUGCAAAAUAGUGAAAAAAAACAUAACCCCAAAACCCUAACACAUAUUUAUGUUUACAUAUUUGUAAGUAGUUAUAUAUGUACAUAUACAACUUUGUUAGCUUUGUGUGAUAAUUUGAUUAAAAUAUUUAU
Molecule: messenger RNA, 1660 nt
Organism: Diceros bicornis minor
Lineage: Eukaryota; Metazoa; Chordata; Mammalia; Perissodactyla; Rhinocerotidae
Exons: 8
Coding region: 716-1486 (256 amino acids)
Molecular function (GO): S-adenosylmethionine-dependent methyltransferase activity
Source: RefSeq, a predicted model, not a curated record